AUGGCGGCACGGAUCCAACCUGGCGCCCGCCCUGGCGGCUCGCGGUUCGCUCAGUUCAAGCUUGUUCUCCUAGGUGAAUCAGCGGUCGGAAAGAGUUCACUUGUCCUUAGAUUUGUUAAAGACCAAUUCGACGACUACCGAGAAUCGACCAUUGGCGCCGCUUUCCUGACACAGACCAUCGCUUUGGAUGAGAACACCACGGUCAAAUUCGAGAUAUGGGACACAGCCGGUCAAGAACGUUAUAAGUCUCUCGCUCCCAUGUACUACCGAAAUGCCAACUGCGCCGUCGUCGUCUACGAUAUCACCCAAGCCUCCUCACUAGACAAAGCCAAAUCCUGGGUCAAGGAGCUCCAACGCCAAGCCAACGAAAAUAUCAUCAUCGCCCUCGCCGGCAACAAACUCGACCUCGUGACCGAGAGCCCCGACAAGCGCGCCAUCCACACCCAGGAAGCCGAAGCCUACGCCAAGGAAGCCGGCCUCCUCUUCUUCGAAACCUCCGCCAAGACCUCCGAAAACGUGAGCGAGCUGUUCACCGCCAUCGCGAAGAAGCUACCGCUGGAUCAGGCCGGCCCGCGGAAUAUCCGGUCGGCGCAAAGACCUGGUGUGGACUUGCGGCCGGAGGCGGCGAACACGCAGGGUGGGCAGGGGUGUAAUUGUUAG
Eremomyces bilateralis CBS 781.70 is the source of this 660-nucleotide messenger RNA. RefSeq names its product ras-domain-containing protein. The transcript has 5 exons. Lineage: Eukaryota; Fungi; Ascomycota; Dothideomycetes; Eremomycetales; Eremomycetaceae. Bases 1 to 660 code for a protein of 219 amino acids. The record is from RefSeq and is a predicted model, not a curated record. Gene Ontology annotation, molecular function: GTPase activity; GTP binding.